ACAGUUACACACAGGUACACACCUCUAGGUUUGUUUGGGCUGGCCUACUCGACUGGAUGAGCGGGUCUGUGCCAACACCCUUCCCUGUUCGCUGGAGGAGAGAGCUGUCAGUGAACAGUGAACCUGAAUGUGUGUGUGUGUAUUGACUGAACUCACAAUCAUUCGGCCGAAUCACCAGCACUGCUCAAUACUUCUGCCACCACACUGCAGCUAAACGGACUUUAAUAAGGUGUCUUUUGGGGUGGUUUCUAGAUCUUUUUGACUAAAGAAUGUCCAAAGCGGGGGAAAGACAGUCGGUUUUGCGAACCACGAAGGUUCGCACCGCUCUGAAAGGAGACAACAGCUGGAUACAGAGACGAGAGCAAGAAAAUCUUGAGAGAGAGGAGGAGGAGGAGAAACCAUGGAUCGCUGAAGUGCGAGCGAAGCGCUCAAGUGGUGUGUUUGAAGAAACAAGUACUGUAUCCUUACCCACGGCCAACGAGCCCCAGCCCAGACCUGACACAGACAAACCAAAAACACCUGCAUCUGGAUACUUAAUCAGAGGGGUGUUCACAAAAACCGAAUCCAAGCCAACAUCAACUUCAUCCACCAAUGGAUAUGCUGGAAUAAAUAGCUUCAACAAAAAGCCAUCUGAGAGUUACAAGAAAAUAGCCCCCCACACAGUUCGGUCCAGCAGUGAAAAAACAGCGCCGUUUGAACCAACUCUGAGUCCAGAGGAAAUGGAAAAGAGGACAGAGACAGCCAACACUGUGCUGAAGGGAUCGCAAGCAAAUCGACGCUCAUACGUUAUGUCAGCUGCAAAGAAAUACGGAUCUACAGAGAAGCCUGACAGCUCGGCUGAUAUGAACACUUCUUCCUUUGCUGCAAAAAGGGUAGUUAUCGGUAAUGAUGAUGACACCAAAGCAUCUGUUAAGUCUGUGCCUGUGCAAAGUGUUAAAUCAAACACUGAACCAGUGGUGAAGGAAGACAAGCCAGCAGCACCUGAGACUAAAACUGCAUCUGAAACAAAAACAACGAUUGAACCUAAACCCACAAUAGACUCUAAACCAGCACUUGGGACUAAGCCAGUGACUGAAACUAAACCUACAACACAAACUAAAAUUACAACCGAAUCUAAUGCCACAUCAGAAUCUAAACCAGUGCUAGAAAACGCAACACAGCCUAAAACAACAUCUGAGCCUAAACCAGCUUCACAACCUAAACCUGCAACUGAAACUACAACAACAACUGAACCUAAACCAGUGGCUCAAACUAAACCUACCACACAAACUACAACAACAACUGAACCUAAACCCACAUCAGAACCUAAACCAGUUGAAACUAAACCUGUAACAACUGAAUUUAAACCAGCAAUUGAAACUAAAACAGCAACUGAAACUAAAAAAGUUGAAACUAAAACAGAAACUAAACCUACAACACAAACUACAACAGCAACUGAUCCUAAGCCCACAGCAGAGCCUAAACCAGUUGAAACUAAACCUACAACACAGACUACAGUAGCAAGUGAUCCUAAACCCACAUCAGUAAUUAAACCAGUUGAAACUAAAACAGCAACUGAAACUAAAACAGUUGAAACUAAAACGUUCACACAAACUAUAACGGCAACCGAUCCUAAACCCACACCAGAGCCUAAACCAGUUGAAACUAAACCUACAGCAACAACUGAACCUAAACCAGUUGAAACUAAACCUACCGCACAAACUACAACAGCAACUGAUCCUAAAUUAGUAGCUGAAACUAAACCUACAACACAGACUACAGUGGCAAGUGAUCCUAAACCCACACCAGUAAUUAAACCAGUUGAAACUAAACCUAUAACAACUGAACCUAAACCAGCUGAGACUAAACCAGCAACUGAAUCUAAAUCAGUUGAAACUAAAACUUCCACAAAAACUAUAACGGCAACCGAUCUUAAACCCAAACCAGAGCCUAAACCAGUUGAAACUAAAACAGAACCUGAAGCUAAAUCUCAGCCCAAACCAGCACCUGAAUCCAAGUCUGAACCAGCUCCAGAGAAAAGCCUGUCUGACACCCUGAUAUCCUUCAGCACAGAGUCUGCCAGUUCUGGCCAAACGGAUCUGGGAGUAGAUCUUCUCAGUCAGGAUCUGCUCACAGACAGCAGUUCUCUGCCUCAGACGAAGAAGACACAUACAACUCUGGACCUGCUCGCUGAUGAUCUGAUUCCCUUCAGUGCUACUUCCACCAGCUUAGUUGAUGAAUUUGAUCCAAUAGCAGCAUCGAGUGAGCCCACAAAGAGUCCUCACUGGUACGGUCCUCCUAAACUGGACUCAAGGUCCACGGAUACAUUCAAUCAAUUUCAGCAUCCUGUGGAUUUGGUUGCUGAUUUGCCACCAGAUGUUUCUUUUUCCUUGGCUGAAGAUGUCACUCCAAUUGAUCCUAAAAGUGACUGGGAGACUAACAUGGAAAGUUACAAAACCAGCAUCAAAACAGUGCAGAGUUCUGUCCCGGAGAAGUUACCAGAAUCUGACUCCAAGAAGGGCUUUGUCUAUGUAAAGGAAUAUGUGGAUAACUCGUGUCUUGAUGGCAGCUCUGAUUAUGUGUCAUCAACAACCUCUAACUACAACUACAGCAGCCCCAGCUACUAUACAAGUAGAGAGCUCACUACCUGUACAUACUGUGGGGAAAUGGUGGGAAGCGACGCCAAAAUCACCAUCGAGCACCUGAACAUAUCCUGUCACCCAUCCUGCUUUAAGUGUGGUAUCUGCAGUAAACCAAUGGGAGAUUUACUCUACAACAUGUUUCUCCACCGUGGGACGGUGCAUUGUGAGAGCUGCUAUUCCAAUGUGCUAUAAGAUCUGCUUACAAGCCUGAAAUAUCCAUCAACAGUGUGACCAUCUUGAAGGAACAGGAAUUAGUUCCUUACUGUACUUCAUUGAUACUGUAUGCUGACGGUACAGCCGUGCAGAAUACCUUCUGAAUAUGUGCAUAAAAAGGUUUUCUUGUGCAAACCAUGCUUGUUGCAGGGCAUCUAGGAUUUUGAAUUUAGAUUCUGCUGCAUUAAAUGUUUAGUCAAGAUGAUAAGAAUGUAUACCUUUGUUUUAUUUAAUCAUCAGAAACCAUUUUAAUGAAAUUAUUUUACUGUUUGAGUAGCUGUAUUGUUAUGGAAAUAUGUAUCCUGCAUAUUCACAAUUAAAGAAAAAUCCUCAUAGUGAA
Molecule: messenger RNA, 3174 nt
Organism: Carassius auratus (goldfish)
Lineage: Eukaryota; Metazoa; Chordata; Actinopteri; Cypriniformes; Cyprinidae
Product: proteoglycan 4-like
Exons: 25
Coding region: 270-2813 (847 amino acids)
Source: RefSeq, a predicted model, not a curated record